Molecule: messenger RNA, 4459 nt
Organism: Myotis daubentonii (Daubenton's bat)
Lineage: Eukaryota; Metazoa; Chordata; Mammalia; Chiroptera; Vespertilionidae
Gene: NIT2
Product: nitrilase family member 2
Biological process (GO): L-glutamine metabolic process; oxaloacetate metabolic process
Cellular component (GO): mitochondrion
Molecular function (GO): omega-amidase activity
Source: RefSeq, a predicted model, not a curated record
CCGGGGCGGGGCCUCGGCCGCUAGUCCCGCCCCUUCCGGUGCGGCUUUGCCCCCGCCCCUCACGGCACUGCUUGGGUCUGUCCCGAGACUUCAGCUCCACUGCGUCGCGCAUGGUGUUUCCCGGGAGAGCCAUGGCCACUUUCCGCUUGGCCCUCAUCCAACUUCAAGUUUCUUCCAUCAAAUCGGAUAAUCUCACUCGAGCUUGUGGCCUUGUCCGGAAGGCAGCUGCACAAGGAGCAAAAAUUGUUUCCCUGCCAGAAUGCUUUAAUUCUCCAUAUGGCACGAACUAUUUUCCUGAAUAUGCAGAGAAAAUUCCCGGUGAAUCCACACAGAAGCUCUCAGAAGUAGCAAAGGAGUGCAGCAUAUAUCUCAUUGGAGGUUCCAUUCCUGAAGAGGAUUCUGGGAAAUUAUAUAACACCUGUGCCGUGUUUGGGCCUGAUGGAGCUUUACUGGUAAAGCACAGAAAGCUCCAUCUGUUUGACAUUGAUGUUCCUGGGAAAAUCACAUUUCAAGAAUCUAAAACAUUGAGUCCUGGUGAUAGUUUCUCCACAUUUGAGACUCCUUACUGCCGAGUGGGCCUAGGCAUCUGCUACGACAUCCGCUUUGCAGAGCUUGCACAAGUCUACGCGCAGAGAGGCUGCCAGCUGUUGGUCUAUCCUGGAGCUUUUAAUUUGACCACUGGACCAGCUCACUGGGAGUUGCUUCAGCGAGGCCGGGCUGUUGAUAACCAGGUGUAUGUGGCCACGGCAUCUCCGGCCCGAGAUGACAAAGCCUCCUAUGUGGCCUGGGGACACAGCACUGUCGUGAAUCCUUGGGGCGAGGUCCUGGCCAAAGCUGGCACUGAAGAGACGAUCGUGUAUUCAGACAUAGACUUGGAGAAGGUGGCCGAAAUACGCCAGCAAAUCCCCAUAUUUAGCCAGAAGCGAUCAGACCUCUAUGCAGUGGAGGCGAAAAAGCCCUAAGCCUUCCUUUCCUGGGAACUUUCUGUUGAGAUGAUGGAACUUCAGCACACUGAUAUUCUCCACACCAUAUUAAAUAGGCAAAAAGGACUCAGGCUGGGCAUUGAAGAGCGGGAGGAGAAGGCGAUGGAUCCAAACCUUAUUCCAUAAUUGCAUUACGUCAAAGAAGUUGGUAAAAGUAUGAGAUUUGGGUAUUCUGGUGGUUGAUUUACCUGAUAUAAAUGUAUUUGUGUCAUAAACCUUUUAUCUCAUUGCUGGAAUUGGAAUCUGUUAUGUAGAAAGUGGGUAUACUGUUUUCAGCAGUACCUUAAAGUUAUAUUUUGGGUUUAUGAGUAGCUGUGGGAAGCAAGGUGAUGGAUGGGUCCUUGGUGUUUGCUAGGGGAGAUGGCAGCCCUGUAGCAGCCUUCAAGAAGGAGCUGAAGAGUCGACCCCAAACUCGCCAGGUCUUAGGGGCAAGACUGUGUCAACAGUGAGGCCUGUGGGAGGAUGGCAGUAGAAGCAUUUGGUCAGGUGCGGGAGGCCAUCCAUUGUCAAUGCUAUCAUGAGAGUGCAUCAAGGAACUCGGAAGGCUGAUGAACCUUGAUUUUUAGCAGGGCUAAAAGCUAUGCACCGAUUGUUCUGUGUUGAGAUAGUGAUGGCUUGAAGCAAUUUCCUGACCUAAUAGCCUCAAAGUAAAUCUUUACUGAUCUUUACUGACCUUUGAGAUUGUCUGCUACCUGUUUGCCAUGCUUAACUGAGGGCAAGAUAUGUAUCUAAAAUUGAAUAAAAGCUGACAGGGCCAGGGUUUCAGGGAGCUUCUCCUCUAGAGAGAGGUUUCCACCUGGCCCCCCAUGCCUUCUAAAUUCAUAUUUCUUGUCUAGUGUUUUCAUUUGUGUGCACCCCUUUUCAGAUUCUGAACCCUAGCCGUGCUGGAUGCGGCAGUCAGGCAGCUUAAGUAUGUCUCUGCAAGAGGUGUCUUUUUUUAAGAUUAUUAAUUGAUUUUGAGAGAGAGAGAAGCAUCGAUCAACUGCCUCCUGCACACCCCCCCAACCGGGGAUCUAUCCUAUAACUCAGGCAUGCGUUUUAAUCAGGACUCCAACCUGCAACCUUUCAGUGCACAGGAUGACGCCCAACCAACUGAGCCACACCAGCCAGGGCAAAAGAGUUUUUCUUGAUAGGAGUGUCUGAAAGUCUCUCUCUUUUUGUUUUUUCUUUCUAGUAAUACUCUUUACCUUGAUAAAGGCAAGUUUUUAGCCUAAUGGUUCUGGGAAUUCUUUGUGGCAAUUAAAAAUGAAGAAUUUCAAUGAACUGUUAUUUAUGUAUGUUAUAGCUAGCAAUGGGCUGGUAAUGUUUAACAACUAGCUGUCCAAGAAAAAGCCCUGAUUUAGUGGUAGCAUUUUCCAAUUUCUGUGGUGUACAUACUUCCACCCUGGCCAAGUUCCCUCUAUCAAUAUGAUACCUCUACACACAGAAUGGGGAAUAGAUGUGCACCAUCUGACGUGUGCACAUCCAUGAAACACCAUUAGUCAAGGUAAUGAAGAUGCCCACUCCACCAUCAAAAGUUUCCUUGUUCUCUUUUAUAGUUCCUCUAGUUAUUCCCAGGCACUGACUGGCUUUGUCACUGUAGAUUAAUCUGAAUUUUUUAGAAUUACAUAAAAAUAAUAUAUGUGCCAUACCAUAUAUGUACUUUUUAAUUUGUCUUUCAUCAUUAUUUGGAGAUUAUCCAUAUGUGUGCAUCAGUAAUUCAUUCCGUUUUUAUUGCUGAGUAGUAGUUUGUUGUAUGGAUAUACCAUCAUUUCUCCACCUGUUAAUAAGCAUUUGAGUUUCCAGUUUUUGGCUAUUACAAAUAAAGCUUCUUGUAUAAGUUGUUCAUUUCUCUUGAGUUAGAUAUUUAGCAUUGGAAUGAAAUGGUGGGAUCAUACGUGUAUUUCACUACCAAAUUGUUUUUCAAAGUGAUUGUGCCAUUAUACAUCACUACCAGCAAUCUGUUAGAAUCCCAAUGUGCUCCACAUCCUCACCAACACUGGUAUGAUUAGUCUUUUUAAUUUCAUCCAUUUUAAUGGGCAUGUAAUGUUUUCUUGUGGUUUUAAUUUGUAGUUCUGUAAUCACUAAUGAUGCUGGGUAUCUUUAUUUAUCUGUAUAUCUUUGGUAAAGUGUUCAUAUCUUUCCUUCAUAUAAGUAUUGGGUUAUUUACCUUUUUAUUAAUUAUUAUGAGUUCUUUAUAUACCCUAGAUAAAAGUCUUUUUUCAGGCAUUAUGUUUUGCAAAUUUAUUCUCCAAGUCUGAGAAAAAGAAAGUCUUCAUUUUCUUAAAACUAUUGCUUAAAGAACAAAGGUAUUUAAUUUUCAUGAAGACUAAUUAAUACUUUUUUUCUUUGAAGUUUAUCUUUUCUAAGUUUUAUGUAAAUGUAUUUAUGUAUUAUGCAAAUCAUCAAAUCCAAGGUCACUAAGACUUUAUCUUAAAUUUAAGUCUACAAUCUAUUUUCAGUUGUUAAUUUUUGUGUGUGGUGUAAGAGUCAAGAUUUUUUAUUUUCUUUUUUUGGCCUAUGGUUGCCUGUUGUUCCAGUACCAUUUGUUGGAAAGAUUAUCCUAUGCCCAUUGAAUAUCCUUGGCUCAUUUAGGAAAAGUGAAUUGACCAUAUACAUCUCAGUCUAUUUCUGGACUCUAUUUUAAUUUCAUCAACCUAUUUGUCUAUCUUUAUACCAGUAACUAACUGUGUUGAUUAUUGUGGCUUUCUAAUAUGUCUUAAAGUCAGGUAAAAUUAGUCCUCUAACUCCCCCCCCCCCCAAAUUGUUUAGACUAUUCUAAGUUCUUUGUAUUUCUAUGUAAAUUUCAGAAUCAGGUUGUAAAUUUUUACGGAAAAGUCUCUAGGGCUUUUUAUUGGGAUUGCAUUGACUCUUGAAUGCAGUUUGGUAGAAAAUUGACAUUUUAACAGUACUGACCCACUGACCCAUGAACAUGAGAUGUCUUCUCAGUUAUUCAGGCCUUCUUUAAUUUCUUUUAGCAGUAUUUGGUAGUUUUACUGUGAAGAAUGAAAAUUUUUUGCCGUAGCUGGUUUGGCUCAGUGGACAAAACAUCGACUUGCAGACUGAUGGGUCCAGGAUUUAAUUCCAGUCAAGGGCACAUAUGGAGAGCGGCUACAGCGUUCAGACAGGAUCAAGCCUCGGACUGACUUGUGGCAAAGCCACAUAUAAGUCCCAGCUUGGAGGUCAAAACCCUGCCAGCACAAGUAUAGCCAAAAGGCUAUGGUUGUAAGCUUGACCUUACAGUCCAACCCUGCAGUCCUAGGUAGCUAAGGGAUGUGGGCUGCGGGAGGUGCAGCAAGUGCUGCCUAAACAAGGCUUGAUAGAGAGCAGAGAAUGGGAACAAUAGGAAAGAAGCAGAUUUGAAAUUCGCAAGAACAUUGUAAACAUCUUGCCCUUGUUUUGCUUUGUGUGAUCUGACUAUAAAAUAAAGCCAUGGUUUGCAGGCUGUGUCACUGUUUCCUCAUCCAGGCACAGUGAUCCACCUGGUCCUAACUGUA